Neodiprion fabricii is the source of this 3734-nucleotide messenger RNA. It is a transcript of the gene msl-2, whose product is annotated as E3 ubiquitin-protein ligase MSL2. Gene Ontology annotation, cellular component: MSL complex. Gene Ontology annotation, molecular function: ubiquitin protein ligase activity. Bases 130 to 1416 code for a protein of 428 amino acids. NCBI's taxonomy places the organism in Eukaryota, Metazoa, Arthropoda, Insecta, Hymenoptera, Diprionidae. The record is from RefSeq and is a predicted model, not a curated record. The transcript is spliced from 4 exons.
GAAGGACAUGAAAUAUGGCGGAUGUUUUGUUUGUGUGCACUCGGGAUGUAUUGCCGCUAAAAUAGCAAUGUUUACACGUUUAUAUUUAACGUGGUGCGAGUGAAUGCGAAAGGUGUACAACAAUAGAAAAUGAACGCUACAAGUUUAUAUGUGUCAACCUGCAGAUUAGUUUUGCAAGCUGAUGCUGAAGAUGCUAAUUCAUGGACAGAUUUGUAUAGGCUAGUUCCUUACCUAAGGCAAAGUUUAAGCUGUACGGUAUGCUCAAAUUUAUUAAUCGAACCGCACACACCCACCGAAACAAACUGUCAGCACCAUGUGUGCAAGAGCUGUAAGGGUGGUCGUAAGAAAUUAAAACCAUCGUGCAGUUGGUGCAAGGACUAUGACAAGUACGUGGAGAACGUUCAACUCCGAAUACUGUUACAGUGUUACAAGAAACUAUGCGAAUAUCUGUCGAGCACCAACAUAUACCGCAACUUAAUUAUAUCCAUAUCGUCUAACAAUUCUAACAACGGAGCGUCUACAAUGGGAGCGUCUAGUCUUAUGGAAUUAAUUCAAGAAGGCGCAGGAUUCAAAGAUGAAUUCAAGAGCAAUGCAGGACUCUCUAAAUCGGCUUACAGUAUACUGCCCUGUAUUUAUACAAGUACAACGUCGACCCAGACUCAAGGGAAUUCAAUACAAACUACGGAGAGUAUAUCCCCAGUUAUACCUGAGUCCCCAGCGAUACGAACCGUCUCUAAUGGCUCCUCAAUUUAUUCAGUAAUGUAUGCCGGCUCGGGUAAUAAAAUAACAAUUAAAAGAAAGGCUGCGGCUGCGGAUGAGGUCGAACUGGGCCAGCAAGAAGUUGAUGGUACAUCGCAGAGCUCCAUCGGGGCUGUUAAAUGCAUUCCAAGCUCUCACCUUACCUAUGGAACUUCGUCUCAGAAAAAGUCAUCGAAGAUCAGCAAAUCGGCAGGUAAUUUUAAAAAACCAAGAUCGAGUUCAACACGGAGUAAAAGAAAAGGAUGCAGAUGCGGCAAUGCAACCGCAAUACCUGGGAAAUUAACAUGUUGCGGACAGAGAUGUCCAUGUUAUGUUGAAAGCAAACCGUGUGUCGAGUGCAGGUGUAGAGGUUGUCGAAAUCCUCACACAGCCGACGGGUUAAAGAUUCGUCCUCAUAUACCAGAGCUGCAUAAUCUUCAAUUGCAGUUAUCAACGCCUGUAGAUUGUGAUUCUUUAUCCUCAGAUCCAUUGAGUUCAGUUCAGCAGUGUCUCUCUACUUCUCCAACAACUAUUCAAGUAUUGAAUGUUUAUUCUACGCCUAGACUAGAUAUAGAUAAUGUACCUCAAAAUUUACCAGCUGCACUCCUAGUUGGAGAAGAUGCGAUGGUCAGUACAGAAAGCGAAGCUGAUGAUAGCGACGUACAAAUCGAUGUGUGACGAUACAUGUGAAGACGCAUUGGUGGCGUCGUGUUAGUCGCUUUUGUAAAAAGUCUAUUAUUACGUUUUGAUAAAUAUGACAAAAUGAGUAGGGAUUUUAAUUUGAAGAAAAAAAAUAACAGAAACUAAUAAAAGGAUCAAACAAUUUUUCAAUAACUCGUCCAUUUUGCUUCAUGUAGGAUUGUAAGUCACCGUUUUUAAGUCAUCUAUCGUCAUACUGUGAAUAAAUUUAUCUUCGUGACUGUCAUGUUUCAAAUGAAAGUAUUUGCAGAAAAAAGCUUGCUUUUUCAUACAUUCCUCUCUACGAUCAAUGAAUACAAGAAAUUUUACAGCACGAGAUUUUCAUUUUUAAGGAACAAAUGUUAUGGAUUACUAAACUUUUUUGAUAAUCAUUGAUUUCUAAAUCAAACAAGCACUGAAGCAAAACGGACAAAGUAUCUUUCCAACUUUUAUAUUAAAAAAAAAAAACUAUUAAUAAUAUUUGGCAAUGAAGUUUCGCAACUAUGUAAACAAAUAAGUCAUCUCAUCAAAAAUAGAAUACACUACGUUCUAUUAAAUUAAUUCAUUAUACUUAAUAUGAGUAUGCUGUUGAAAAUGGGAGGUAAAAAUAUUUUGAGCACACUGUAGUGAAACUGUCGAAGCGUUUGGUUCUACGAUCUUCGAGUAAUUCUGGAACAUCGACGAAAGUGUUUCAACAACAUUGAAUAUAAAGUGCAAUCCUCUAAUUUUUAUAGCGCAAUCAAGAGUCUCCAGCAUUACUUUCAUCAAAGCUUUUAGAAAAAUCAGUAUGAAAAAGUGAAAGUGUAUAUUAUACGUUAUUAUAAACUAUUAUUACAUACGAAAUAAUGAUAUUAGCGAAAUAUGUAAAAUUAGAAAUGACGACAUGAAAAUCAGGUGUAGCUGAUUAGAGGAAAAUAAUAGUGUACAUAUAUAUAAGGAUGAACUUUAGCUGUCAUAGCCAAUUAGCUUCAUAACUCAUCGAUAAUUUUUAUUGAAAUUUAGCCUCGGGAUUAACUUUCAAUGAAAGAAGUACAAUGAAACUGGAGUUGAGGAUUUGUUAAGAGGAGAAACAUGAUGGUUGGCUCGGGAAUAUUAUUUGGUAAAUCAAUUUUUCUACAUGGUCCAAAAUAAUCAUCUACUAUACCUAAUGUUUAGGUAUCUUAGUUAUACAUACCUGUUGUAAAUAAAAAAUAAUGAAAAUAUUUAGAUUUAUCAUUGUAUAAAACGCUACUUUAUAUCAAAGACUUGUAGAUUAUAUUUUUAGGGUAAAAUUUGUUGAGAUCUUAGCAAUGGAUGAAUGCCCGCGGUUUUUAAAAAGUGUUGUCUUGUCUAAUUGAGUUGAUGAAAAUUCAACAGAACAUAAAAAUAAGAUUAUCUCUUUCAAGAAUUAGUACAAAAUCACUAACAAUUGGUGUUUUUAGUAAUUGUAGAGUAUGUUAUUAUGAAAUGUUUUGAGAGAACACAACUUUUGUUUGAAUUAGAAACAUCACGAUAAAUUUUUACAAGCUUCUAAACUGCAAUGUGACAUCCUGAAAAUAGAAUUACAUCCAGGCAUCAAGUUGAAAAUACGGUUGCAAUUAAUUGACGGGACAGUAAAUACAAUUAGGAAACAAUUCUUUAAUUACAUCUCUAUUUACAAGAUCUGCAAUCUAAAGGAUUAAUUUUUUUCUAUGAUGAAAAUAUAGCGUUGUUGUAUGUUUGUAAGAAUAGUCCUCCGGAAAACAACAGCAAGAAGAUACCAUCUAUAAGAAUAUAGUCCACUAUAAAACGAAAGAUAUUGGCACCGAAUAUAAAAUUAAUAAUGAUUAUAAAAAAGAAAUUAAAAGUUCAGAAAAUUCCAAUUCUGUUUUUCUUCUUAUAGAUAUGUUCGUUUAUAGGAAAAAUUAGUACACACUUAGCAAGUUCAGAGGUCCAGCUUUUUACAUUAUAAUCAAUGUUCAAAGCUAACGACAUAUUUCGAUCACUCUAAUUAACUAAGCUAAAUUAAUGUGGAAUUUGUGUCAUAUCGUGCCUUGUAUAGUGGGCUAAGGAAAAUUGUUAACUUGUGUCCCUUAUGUUAAGAAAGUUGAUUAAUUUUUAAAGCCGGUCUGUGGUAGUAGCAAGUAGCAUGCUUCACACCAAUUUGUUAACAAGACGUGGACACCUUGCACUUUUAAUCAACUCCAAGUGAUUCAAAAAUCACCUAAACGUGUAGGAUGAAAUAUCCAAUUUACGGUGCAGUAAAAUAUUAUAAGUGGCAUUAACGCAGUUGCAAAGGGUAAUCUAUUACUACAAUUCUGUGCAACAUGUCUUGUUAGCUGAUAAGAUUAUUAAGAGAA